Molecule: messenger RNA, 3201 nt
Organism: Odobenus rosmarus divergens (Pacific walrus)
Lineage: Eukaryota; Metazoa; Chordata; Mammalia; Carnivora; Odobenidae
Gene: EFCAB14
Product: EF-hand calcium binding domain 14
Exons: 13
Molecular function (GO): calcium ion binding
Source: RefSeq, a predicted model, not a curated record
CGCGGCUGGAGUGGAGGCGGCGCGUGUGAGUUGCCAAGAGUCGCCAGAACACCUCAAACUCUGGGCGGGAGCGCUUCAGGUGGGCUGAGCCGCCGUCGCCACUCCGCACCGCCCUACCCCCCCCCAGGCCCAGACUGCAAGGCUGGGGUCUCCCAGGUGCGGGACUGGCACUUGGCAGGCUGAGCCCUCUGAGCCGUGCUCUAGGCCUUCCUCAGUCUCGGGCCCCCUUCAAACUCAAGGCGGAGGCCGGAGAACGGUGAUCACCCCAAGACACCGUCAUUUUCUUGGCGCCCAAGUUGUGUCGGGGUUGUAGCGGCUGCGAGCCCCUUUCUGCUGCCAUUUCUCCAGCUAGGGAGCGACUAGUGCGUUCUCACUGUCUAGCUCUGCACCUCCCCCUCUUCUCCCAUUCAAGAACAAGUUUCUUUUCGCUCUCUACUGGAAGUCCUGCCCCGGAAGGCCAAAACACCCAUCUGUGUGUCCUUCCUCAGCUCCUGGAGCACACUUAGAAAUAUUACAUACCUAUCGGAAGAUAAAGGUUGCUCCCCUUGCCACCCUCUUAUCUGAGACUCCAUGCCCAGAGCCUUAUCCAUUUUUAUCACCAGCUCCCUGGCCAUCUCUAUGUGACAUCCCCCACCCAUCUGAGUUCCACUUUCCUCUGGGCUCCAAUCUCUAGCCCCCAGUGGAUCUGGUCAGUCCCACCCCUGGGUGGGAGUGACCCAGGGCUCUGGCCCAAAUUCCCCACCCUGGAAGGCAGCUCCAAGGUAGCGAGAGAAUUGGGCAUCGGGUACGAACCUGGCAGCUCAGGAGUGGGUGCACCACUCACCCCACACAAAAAGAUGAAGAAGCGCAAAGAGCUUAAUGCAUUGAUCGGCUUGGCUGGGGACAGUCGGAGAAAGAAGUCCAAGAAAGGCUCAGGCCACCGCCUCCUUCGCACUGAGCCUCCUGACUCAGACUCUGAAUCCAGCUCUGAGGAGGAAGAGGAAUUCGGUUUAGUUGAAAAUCGCUCUCGUUUCAUCAAGGGAGACUAUUUACGAUGCUGCAAGAUCUGUUAUCCCCUCUGUGCUUUUGUCAUCCUUGCCGCCUGUGUUGUGGCCUGCGUUGGCUUGGUGUGGAUGCAAGUUGCCCUGAAGGAGGACCUGGAUGCCCUCAAGGAAAAAUUUAGAACAAUGGAAUCUAAUCAGAAAAGUUCAUUCCAAGAAAUUCCCAAACUUAAUGAAGAACUACUCAGCGAACAAAAACAACUCGAGAAGAUUGAAUCUGGGGAGCUGGGCUUGAACAAAGUCUGGAUAAACAUCACAGAAAUGAAUAAGCAGAUUUCUCUGUUGACUUCUGCAGUAAACCACCUCAAAGCCAACGUUAAGUCAGCUGCAGACUUAAUUAGUCUGCCUGCCACUGUAGAGGGACUUCAGAAGAGUGUAGCUACCAUUGGCAACACUUUAAACAGCGUCCAUCUUGCUGUGGAGGCAAUACAGAAGACUGUGGAUGAACACAAGAAAACCAUUGAGUCACUGCAGAGUGACAUGAAUUGGCACUUCUUGAAAGAGACCAGUGGAAGCAACCAGAUCAUUCCAUCACCUUCAGCCACAUCAGAUUUUGACAAUAAAACCCACAGUGAGAAUUUGAAACAGGAUAUCCUGUACCUUCACAACUCUUUAGAGGAGGUAAACAGUGCCCUAGUGGGGUACCAGAGACAGAAUGAUCUUAAACUCGAGGGGAUGAAUGAGACAGUCAGUAACCUUACCCAGAGAGUCAACUUGAUAGAAACAGAUCUGGUUGCUGUGAGCAAGGUAGAAAAGCAAGUGAACCUGUCCCUCAGCAUGGUAAGCCUUUUUGGAUCUUUUGAAAGCCAUUUAAAACAGACCAGUCUAGACCAGCUCCUCAACUUGAGAGAUCAUUGAAAGAUUGAAUCAGAUAAGAAAGAAGAUAGUUCAGAUUCUCAAGUAUCCAAGCUAAGAGAGAAACUGCAGCUGAUCAGUGCUCUCACAAACAAACCUGAGAGCAACAGGCCUCCAGACACCACUGACAAAGAGCAAGUACAGAGUUUCACAUCAAAGCCGUCGGCAUUGCCAAAAUUUCCACAGUCUCUUGGAGAUCAAACUGAGAAAGCUGUGCAGCUGAGACCUAUUGCCCUACCAGGAAUUUCUAGCAUCAAAGAUCUUCAGGAUUUAUUCCACAAGACUGGCCAGGACAUGGAUGGGAAACUGACCUACCAGGAAAUCUGGAACUCCUUAGGUUCUGCUGUGCCAGAACUAGAGACUUUGAGAGCAUUUGAUUCUGAUGGCGAUGGAAGAUACUCUUUCCUGGAGCUAAGGGUAGCUUUAGGUGUCUAGCCUCAUCAGGCAUAUUUUAGAAAUGGGUACAUACCCAGGACUACCUAAUAUCUACUCACCUAACACAAACAGCCCAUCGAUCCUCCAGUCCUCCAAACUACUGUAGCGGACACAUUGCCACCUUUUAACUUGUUUGAAAAAGCUAUAAAGAAAAGUUAUUUUUUUAAAAAAGAAGGCCAUUUUACCUAUAUGAUAUUCAGAAAUCUAUGAUUUCCUAAAACCAAUAAGAUCUUAAUUUCAAAAUUGCCAGGAAAAAAGUCAAGCCCUCUUUUUUUUUCUCUUUCCUUUUUUUUUAGGAAAGGAAACCUUAUCUUUUAAAACUGGAAAAUGUGUAUAUAGAGAGAAUAAGCCACCUUUUAUAUUUCACAUAAAUUUGCCUUAAAUUAGCUGCACUUUAUACAGACUCAGAAAAUGUCUUUCUUUUAAAAGCUAGACCUUUUCUGUUUGUAAAUAUUUAAAAUGAAAGAAUUGUGCAUAUUUUGUGGGAAGUCGGAAGAAUGGUUUGAAACAGGCUGUGAACAAAUGACUUGUUAUUAAAAAUCGCUAAUGUUGGUAACAGCUGAAACUAUGUCCAUGUCUCCUUAAGGCACCGCCUUCAGGUGCUGCUGUGGGGUUUGCCUUGGAGGCUGGAGGAAUAGAUUUGGGGAGGUGACCCUGUAAGGACAGUGCUGCCUCUUGGCUCAGAAAAGUAAGAUUCUGGCUUUUUGUUCCUGUCCCCUCAACUGAUCCCAACUUGUGAACUAGAGAAGCCUUGUUGGGGGUUUUUUCACUUUGAAUCCUAUUUCAGGGUUUAUGAGCAUAAACAGUUAUGCAGUGGGGAGCUACAUUUUCCACACUGAGUGAGCUAGAUUAUCUUCCCCCACCCACCCAC